AUGGGGAUCCCCUCAUUCCUAGCCUUCCCUGCUGCCAGGAGAAACCGAGCUCACUGCACGCCCUGGCAUCCUUGGGGCCACAUGCUACUGUGGACAGCUCUGCUCUUCCUGGCUCCUGUUGCUGGGAAACCUGAUCUCCCAAAAGCUGUGGUGAGCAUCCAGCCUGCGUGGAUCAAUGUGCUCAGGGAGGAUCGUGUGACGCUGAUGUGCCAGGGGACCAGCUUCUAUGAAGGCAACCUCACCAUGUGGUUCCAUAACGGGAGCUCCAUCCACACCCAGAACCAGCCCAGCUACAGCUUUCAGGCCGGCAGCAAUGACAGUGGAUCCUACAGGUGCCAGAGGGAGCAGACCAGCCUCAGCGACCCUGUGCAUCUGGAUGUGAUUUCUGACUGGCUGCUGCUCCAGACCCCCAGCCUCGUAUUCCAGGAAGGGGAGCCCAUCGUGCUGAGGUGCCACAGCUGGAGAAACCACCCUCUGAAUAAGAUCACAUUCUACCAGGAUGGGAAAUCCAAGACAUUUUCCUACCUGCGUUCCAACUUCUCUAUCCCACGUGCCAACUUCAGUCACAGUGGCCAGUACCACUGCACAGCGUUUAUCGGGAAGACGCCACACUCGUCACAGCCAGUGAACAUCACUGUCCAAGAGUCCAGCUCCAGCGACCCCUCAUCGUCGGUGACAGUUGUGGCUAUAGGCGCUUGUUUUGCUGCAGUGGCUAUUGUUGCUGCCGUAGUAGCCUGGCUCCGCCUCAGGAGAAAGCCAAUUUCAGCUCUCCCAGGACCCCCUGAGCCCAGGGAAAGGGGGGAGACCCUCCCUGAGGAGCCAGCCGGUCUCAAUGAUGCUGAAGCUGAUGCUGCCAGAACUGAGGCUGAGAAUACAGUCACCUAUUCACUCCUCUCGCACCCGGACAUUGCAGAGGAAGACACAGAAGGUUUAGUGUUGAAGAAAAUCAGUGUGUUAGAAGCUGCAGGAGACCUAAACACAGUUACCACGAAGCUAAGCUCUGUCCUCAUGGCUGGGGCCUUCUACUUUUCUCCUGCUUUGCUCUGGGCAGCUCAGAUGCUACUGGCCGCCCGUUUUGAGGCUCUCCAGUGUGAAGGACCAGCCAGCACCCAGGAGGGCAUGUGCCGCCCCGAGGAUGACUUCAUGGACCCAAAGGAAGUCAACUUCCAGGUCAAGGGCUUCACGUUCAGUGAACCCUUCCACCUGAUCGUGUCCUACGACUGGCUGAUCCUCCAAAGUCCAGCCAAGCCUAUAUUCGAAGGAGACCCUCUGGUUCUGCGCUGCCAGGCCUGGCAAAACUGGCCACUGACCCAGAUCACCUUCUACCGAGACGGCUCAGCCCUUGGCCCCCCCGGACCUAACAAGGAAAUCUCCAUCACUAUGGCGCAAAAGGCCGACAGCGGACACUACCACUGCAGUGCUGUGUUCAGGAGCCCUGGUCCUGGGAGCCCAGAGACGGCAUCUCCUGUGGCUCUCACAGUUCAAGAACUGUUUCGAGCCCCAGUUCUCAGAGUCACACCCUCAGCUGAGCCCCAAGAGGGGAAGCCAGUGACCCUGAGCUGUCAGACAAAGCUGCCCCUGCAGAGGUCAGCUGCCCGCCUCCUCUUCUCCUUCUACAAGGACGGCAGGACAGUGCGAAGCAGGGGCCCCUCUUCCGAAUUCCAGAUCCCCACCGCGUCAGAGGCACACUCUGGGUCCUACUGGUGUGAAGCAGCCACUGAGGACAAUCAAGUUUGGAAACAGAGCCCCAAGCUGGAGAUCAGGGUGCAGGGUCCCUCCAGUUCCGCUGCACCCACUCUCUUGACUCCAGCUCCUCAGAAACCAGAUGCUCCAGAAACUACUUCUACAAAGCCCCCUGGGCCACUGCCUCCAUUUCCCACCCCUUCUUCUAAGGAUGCAGACUCCUUUUCCCCUCCGCAAGGCCCAGACCCUCAUCUGUAUCACCAGAUGGGUGUUCUCCUCAAGCAGAUACAGGAUAUGAGAGUUCUCCUUGGUCACCUGGUCAUGGAGCUGAGGGGCUUGUCUAGCCAUCUGAAGCUUGAGACCGCAAAGGGUCCUGCCACGCAUGAAUAA
Rangifer tarandus platyrhynchus (Svalbard reindeer) is the source of this 2073-nucleotide messenger RNA. NCBI's taxonomy places the organism in Eukaryota, Metazoa, Chordata, Mammalia, Artiodactyla, Cervidae. The record is from the annotation of a GenBank genome assembly.